AUGGGUGCUUUUGAUUGUGAGGACGUAACCCAUGUCGAGGGCGAUGUUGAUCCUAUUCGUGAUCUUGAGAUAAUUGCCGAGGAACUUCGUCUGAAAGACUGUGAGUUCGCUCAAAAAGAGUGGGAAAAAUUGGACAAGAUUGUAAUUCGAGGAGGAGACACGAAGCAGAGGCCCAGCUAUGAUUGCAUUACAAAGGCACGGGACUUUCUGUUGGAUGGUAAAACUAUUCGAUUCGAGAAUUGGUCUGUAGCAGAGAUUGAAAUCUUGAAUAUUUACCUGUUUUUGACCUCAAAACCCAUCAUAUAUCUCGUGAAUCUAUCAGAAAAGGAUUACAUCCGGAAAAAAAAUAAAUGGCUUCCAAAGAUUAAAGAAUGGAUAGAUCACAACGAUCCCGGUGCAUCGAUUGUUCCUUUUUCUGCUGAAUUCGAAGAGCGACUUUUAUCCAUGACUCCCGAAGAGAAGCAAACACUUGUGAGCAAAUCACCUGAGCUGACCGGUCAACUGGGCAAAAUAAUAAAGCUUGGUUAUUCUGCUCUUCAUCUCAAGUAUUUUUUCACUUGCGGCAAAGACGAGGUCAAGGCUUGGCCAAUACAUACUUAA
Molecule: messenger RNA, 600 nt
Organism: Protopolystoma xenopodis
Lineage: Eukaryota; Metazoa; Platyhelminthes; Monogenea; Polystomatidea; Polystomatidae
Source: the annotation of a GenBank genome assembly